AUGCUCGAGGUCGAGCAGGUCCCCUGGGCUAGGUGCCUGAAAGUGGUGGUGCCCAUUAACAGAUUCAACUUUCUCACCCAGAGCUUGGGCAUGUACGCGUUCCUGUCAAUCUCGGUCCCGGAGUUCCAGAUACUGAAGAGCAUGACGAUUGUGAUGGUGUUGGUUUUCGCUUGGCUCCUCGUCACUGAGAAGGUGAGCAGGCUCCUGGUCUGCUCCGUCCUGGUGAUCGCCGGCGGCGUCUGCCUGUCGGCCGCCUACGGCAACGACUCGAAGGUCGGCGGCGGCCACAGCGCUACCAACACCCUCAUCGGCGUGGUACUGAUGCUGCUGGCCAGCACCUUCGAGGCUACCAAGACCGUCAUCAGCCAGGUCCUGAUGGAGAAGAUGCCGCUCUUCGACGGGAUCUACCACUCCAGCCCCGCGUUCGUGCUCCUUGCCGCCGUCUUCGUGGGCUGCAUGGAGGCAAAACAUAUUUACCACUACGAGGUCAGCGGCUCGGUCGUGGGGCUCCUGGCCGCCAACGCGAUGGCCACCGGCGUCAUCGUGCUCUCCAGCUUCUGGUUCUUGAAGCUGGCAGGGGCUCUCAGCUCUCACGCUGAAGGUCGUCACGUAUGCGCGCUCCAUCGGCCUCAUGUGCUCGAUGUUCUUCUUCGGGGAGUUCUGCAGCGUCCCGCAGUACGUAGGCAUCACGGUCAUCCUGACGGGCAUGGGCAUGUUGGACUACGCGAAGCCGGUCCUGAAGGACGAGGCGACCACGGCCGAGACCAAGUCCUAGGCAAAGAUACUACAUUACCACGUGCCGCGCGCGCAAUCUCGGGCCUUCUCGGAAUUCGUGCGAAAUGCACGUUUGCCUGA
This is a messenger RNA of Prorocentrum cordatum, 855 nucleotides long. The record is from the annotation of a GenBank genome assembly. NCBI's taxonomy places the organism in Eukaryota, Dinophyceae, Prorocentrales, Prorocentraceae.